Acanthoscelides obtectus is the source of this 3039-nucleotide messenger RNA. NCBI's taxonomy places the organism in Eukaryota, Metazoa, Arthropoda, Insecta, Coleoptera, Chrysomelidae. The record is from the annotation of a GenBank genome assembly.
GUUAACAAAAACUGGACAAAACAUCAUUUACUAGAAUACCUGUAUAUAAUCUUCAUUUUCUCAUGUCCUUGUUGACAAAAUGUCUUACGAUGAAGUAGUGCCGCCAUAAGAGUUAUUAUUAGCUCUUUUAAAGUUGAAAAUUGGUGUGAAAAGGAGUAGAAAUGAGUUUUUAGACAUAAUAACAGAAGACUUUGCUCAAAGGUGUUUUUUCUUAAUUGGAAAAGAGAACAGCGAAAUACGAUCAUGACAUUCUACACCAACUUUUCAUCCGCCUCGAAGCAAAUAUCGUUCUACAAGAGAACCUCCUCGCCUCUACGAAGAAGGCGAGUGUCUUUGGACAGCCAAACUGACGAUCAGUACGAGAAAUGGUGCGGGUACCUCCAUCAACCCCCCAAGAAGCUGAGGGUUAGAGGAAGAAGCACGAUUCCCGCAGGCAUUCUUGCGGGCCAUUUCAUCAGCGUUCAUUCGUUGACCGACGAUGCUGAAGAAUGCUAUGAGGAUGCUGAUCUGCCGCAGGAGCUUUGUGAUGCCAAUAUGACCUUCUGUAUCCCAAACGAAGACGAUGGGAAGGCCCAGAGGAGCGAAGUCAUAUCACGUGACAUUAAGCAAAGGCUGCUUGAGGAUAUCAAAUCUUAUAAAAGCAGAAACCAGAAGUCAUUCAAGAAAUCCGGCAAAUCCAGAAAUGAUCCAAAUGAAGAAGUUCCUGACGAGAAAGAAUGCAUAGAGAAAAAACUGAAGGAUAGACUAAAAGGGCUUUUUUUCAAGCACUCCGAUUGGCUAAAGAAGACGAUUAACUCAUUGAAAAAUAGGGACGGUAAAUGUUGCAAGCGUCAUGAAAAGUUUAUGGGCAUAAGCUUUUGCAAAAAUUAGCACUUAUUCCAAAAAAUCUAAAUAGUGACUUUUUCGUAUCUGUUUUAUAAUCUCGCAGUAAGACAAGAAAUUGUUGCUCAGCAUGAGAACUUUUUAUUUAUGUUGUCUAUAAGUUGGGUAGUCACUACAGUUUUUGGAAAACAAGAAGAAACGAUCGUACAUAUGGAAGGUAUUCUAUUCUAAUUAUGUGUUCCAUAACACACUAUGUGUAAUAAUACCCGAAGACAGAUUAGAUACCUGUCUUGCCUGUUAGAAAACGUUUCACGAUCACAGUGUUGCCAAACUUGUUUUUAAGAGAUACUGACUGCUGUUCGGUGGAUCUCUUAUGUACAUAUAUUAUUAACACAAAACAUGCCAGCUUUCAAAAGACGCAUUAUGCACUUUUUUCUAUCAAUUAUAUAAAAGUCAGUACUUCAUUUGUAUCCUGUUCAUUUUGAGUAUGACUUUUUAUGCACCGUUAUCGACCACAACCGGUCGUUUGGUAUGUUUAGUGUUAAGUUCCUUAUUUCUUAGACCAUUACUAUUAGAUUUCUUUUGAAUCAUUAUGAUGCAGCUGUAGUAGAACAUGGAAUACAUUUUGAGUACUUAGAAGAAACAUUCUGUAUUUUGAUAUAGUGUUUUAUAGUGCAUUUACAUUCAUAUUUUGAGGUAUCAAAUGAUUCAUAUAUUUUCAACAGCUUUGGAGUUAUAAGCAAAAAACAAAACAUUUUUAUAUUUUCAUCACCAGUACGGCAUAUCGCUAAUUGAUAGGAGGAAAGUUGCCAAAACGCGGUAUUAUUUUAGUACAGGCUGUUGAAGACAUGGCCUACUAGUUUUAGAAAAUAUCUGUAUGAGCAAUGUUUUGGUUUUUUCCUUAUCUCCAAAACCGCCAGCAGCCGACACCAUAAGAUAAUUGUAGAAAUAAAUACAACUGACGCUGCCCAUACAGCUUUGAUUUCAUCAAAAAGUCCUGAUGAUUCUACGUGUUCCAGCAAAACUACAUUAUUUGGUGAACCUUUGAAAUAUAGUACGUCAGAUCAUUUCGUAGGUACACUUCUGAAAAACAACAAUAUGACUUUUAAACAUGAGUUAAAUGAAAGGUUUCAUUAAAAUGUGCAAGGUGGAAUUACAAAUACAAGAAUAUUACUAGAACUACAAAUCAAAGCAAUAUGUACUUGGAUGUACUCCAUGGCUACUUAAGCAAUUACACUGUCUUCGUGAGAAGACUAAAAACCAAAGUUUCAUGGAAAAUUGUUAGUAAACUGCCAUAACUUACGAUUCAGAAAGCAAACAUACUGGAGCUUAAGAUCGACAACAGUCAUAUAUUCGAAAUAUUAUCAGUUCAAUUAUUCGCCUUAGAUAUUUAAUACAUAUUACGAUAUUACGUAUGAACUGACAAAUCGUUAACGCUAUUAGAAGGCCAUGCAUACAAGAAUGUUCAUUAGACAAUAUUAAAAAAAUAUAUAGUGCUUACUUAUUUUAUGGUAGCGUAUGGUACUCGUGGAUACAAUAUGAUCAACCAGCAGAAAUGUGGGCGCGCGCAUGAAUUUUUGCCAGGUAGAGCGAUCAUCGGCAAGAGAUAACUAUCGAAGAGAGUGUAUCUGCCCCCAAAACUUUUUGACGAGCGGGGGGUAGAAUAUUUUCUCGACAAAGGACCCCUUGACACCCCCUACGGGCGUCCAUGGUACUAGUAUCUUUCAUCUGAACACUGGACAUAGCAAUGUACAUGUAAUAUAAAUAGUAUUACAUUUUGGGUAUCUUGGAUUUAAUUAUUUGAGUGAAUAAUGGAUUUAUUUGGUGAUUAUGAAAACCAGAUUUGUUUUAUUUAAAAUAUACUUCAACUAGAUAUCUAUAAGCAUCAUAGGUGUCAAGCGAAUCAAAUUUACGUUUGUAUCUGUAUGUUUUGAAAUUUUGUGCUCAGAAAAUAUUAACUUGAACUACACAACUAAGUAUGCAUGUUCAAAGAUAUUUAAUGUCAUUCUAGUGUAUUUAAUAAUAUUCAGAAUGUUGCUAAAAUUGAGCUGAAUACCAAAAUGUAGUUUGUCUUUCUACGAGACAUACCUUGAAGUAUUAGGUGCUUUUAUUGGGUUAAAUCCAGUUUUAUUUUAUAAUUCUAAUUUUGAUUGUUGAAUGAUUGCUACCGAUGUUGACGCUUUUUAUGAGAAGCUUAAAAUAUAUUUUUACACAAAA